Hydra vulgaris (swiftwater hydra) is the source of this 4308-nucleotide messenger RNA. RefSeq lists its product as uncharacterized. The record is from RefSeq and is a predicted model, not a curated record. Gene Ontology annotation, molecular function: CCR4-NOT complex binding. Gene Ontology annotation, biological process: Rac protein signal transduction. NCBI's taxonomy places the organism in Eukaryota, Metazoa, Cnidaria, Hydrozoa, Anthoathecata, Hydridae.
UCCUAUGAGUUUUAAAAAAUUGUGCACUUAUAACCAGGGAAAUGUUUCAACUGGGUUUAGAGACUGUCUUUGAUUUUGAAACCAAUAAAACCAGGAGCAAAAAAGAAAAGCAAUAAAACUGUGUGUAAAACUGUGUAUGUUAAAUGUUCUACUGCAAUUUUCCUAAAAUAAACCACUAAAUACAGAAAUAUGUUUGAAGGAGAUACAAUAAUUGAUUUGGAAGAAGCUGUUGGUUCUUAUCUGAACUGUCUUUCUACUAGUUUUGCUGCAGGCAGCAAACUAUAUGCUAGUGUUGGAACAAUAAUUGAAGAAAAGUUCCAGGAAAUCUUCCCAAACCAUGAUUCCAAUAAAAAACUUGUAAAAAUGUGUUUCCAAACAUUGCAAACAUUAAAUGCAUUUGAAGGGUAUCAGAAGGCACUUUUGGAUUGUAAAGAAAAAUUGCUAGAAAUAUUAACAGAUAAUCAUACAAAAAAACAUGACAGAAACUGUGCUGUAGAAGAUGAGGAGUAUGCUGAUGUUGCAUUGCGUGUUGCAAAAGAGUUAUAUUGCUAUCAUCAAACAGUUGCAGAUGUUCUCAAGCCACUUUUAUUUUCUAAUUUUCAAGAAGAUUUUCCUACUCUUAGUUCUGAUCAUCAACAUGUACUAAGAGUUUGGACAAUUGUGUCAGAGGCUAACAAACCAUUAAGACAAGGUUUUGGUUUAACAAAUGAAGAAAUUGCUCAGAUAUUAUCAUGGCAGCAUGGAGAAGAUUUAUCAGAAUCGUGUAGAAAAAAGCUUAAUUUUAGAAUCAGCACUCUUAUUCAGCAAUAUGUUGACAGAUUGUUUAAACAUGGUGUUUGCGAAGUUGAAAUUCCUCUUUCAUUUUCGAUUGAUUCUGAAGAAUUGAAUAAAGUGCUUCAGGAUUGCUGUAGUCCAACUGAUAUUAUAGCUGCUUCUUCACUUAGAAUGCCAACUGUGAAAGAAGAGAUUGAGGUUACAUUACAAAGGGAGUUACCAAGAAUGACACUUUGUUUGAAUGGUCAUUAUUAUGAUAAAGCUAAUCCUGGCAAAGCUUUUGAAAAUACUACAUUAAAAAUGCGUGCAGUUAAAGAAGCUGUCUUAAUUGCAAUUAAAUCUGCAUCAAUUGAAGCAACAAAAGAACAAGUUGAUACAUUUUGCCUUCAUAUUCUUACUUUGUCUAGUAUACCAGUGUCAAGUGCUUCUUCUAGAACUGCUGUUAUGAUGGCUUUUGGGAAAUGUAAUCUUGUUCAAGUGAAACCAUUAAUAAAUUUGAAUGAUGAAAAAAUCGUUUAUAUGGAUGUAGAGAAACAUAUAAUACAUAUUGAUGUACCAUCAAAAUGGUGCAUUGUUGAAGACACUUCAUUAUUCAAACCACUAUGCAGAGAUAGUGAGUCAGAAGCAAUAGCUACCGUGCAUGUUUCAUAUCAUGUGACAGUGAAUGUAGAAAACUAUUUUAAAAAAAGAAUUGAAGCAUUACCCGUUGUGCAAAUAAAUCAGUGCGUACUCAGUAAACUACCAUCUUCUCAAGUGAAAAAGGAUCAAGCUGUCCCUCUUUCAAAAAGUAUUAAAAUUCAACUAACAAAAGCAACUUCUAAAUUCUUUCAAAUUAAGUCUCUUUUAAAGGUUGAUGGGGAACACUAUCGAAAUACCGAAGAACAAGAUAACGAAGUAUCAUAUAUAGGAAAUAAUGAAAGUUUAUCUGAAUCUCAUGAUGAUGAACAGCCUAUCCCUCCUCCUCGUCUUAAAAGAAAAGCUAAGAAAUCAAAAAAAGCAAAAGAAAAAGAAAGAAAAGCGCAAGAAGAAAAAAAAGAUGACUUAGCAUGGUUUUCAACUUCAACAAAGUUCAAUGUUCCUCCAUUGCCGACAUUGACAGACAGCAAAGACCUUUCUCCUUCUGUUGCAUCAUUUGAAGAAUUGCAAGGAGUUAUAAACUUUUUAUCAGGAUCUAGCUCUAGUAGCUUAACAAUCGAGAAAUGUGAGAAACGACAUCCUGUACGAACUAUUAGCUCUACAAGUCUACAAAAUGAUUUUACACGAACUAUUAGCUCUACGAGUCUACAAAAUGACCAUAAAAAUAAUAAAAAUGUUCCUGAAGGUAAAAAAAAGUUAACUCAUAAAAGAUCAGCAAGUUUUUCUGGAAAUGCUAAUGACUUGAAAGAAGUAGAAACACUAAAGGUAGAACAUGAAAGUUUAAAGACUCCAAGUGUUGAUGAUAUUCAGCAUAUUAGAGUAUCCUCAGUUGCUGUUGAUGCACCAUUAAAUAACUUUGCUGAAGCAAUAUCUAAUGUUCUUAAAACCGAGCGUACACCUGGUGAUGGUAUGGAUCAGAGAGACAAAAAUACUUCUUCAGCAAAUGUUAGCCAAACUGCAGAUUCUUUAACAGUUAUGUUAAGUGAUACAAACUCUUCAUCUAAAGUUUUAAAUUCAGCUGUGCAUAACUCAGUUGUUCAAGAUAGUAAUCAGUCAGUUAUUCAAGAUAGUAAAGGUUGUGAAAAUCUAGUUGAUGAAAAUUCUUCAGUACAAAGUGAUGCAACAAGCCCAUUGCCAGAUUGGUAUGAUCAAGAUCUUUCUAAUAAUUCUCUUACACAGGAUGCAAUUAGUAAUGAAACCUUGUCUUUGUUACCAACUUUUAAGAGCACUGCUCCUUCAACCUCUAAGUUAACUAUAAAUAUAGAUGAUACAGAUAAAACAAUUAACUUAAAAGUAGGAGAACAAGUCCCAAAAACAACUCAUGUAAAUAAAGAAUUUCAAAAAAACAAUAUUAAAUCCUCUAUAAAUUGCAACCAAUUUGAAGAUGUGCAUGAAAAUCCAGUAUAUCCGAUAUCUGGUGGCGUUUCUCCUUCAUUUUUUCAAAACGAAUCUGUUUUUUCUGAGACAUAUCAACCAUUUAACUCCAAUACUUCAUGGUCUAUGGGUCUGCAAAAUACUGGAUUAAGUUCACUAUGGUCUGAUGCUACAUUAGAUAAAGAGAAGCCAGUUAUUACAAGUGAACACAUUACUUCAGAAAAAUUUUUUGAGAACCAGUUUACACCUGACAAGCAACAAGACUUUCAAAAACUUUUAGAAGGUUCCAGAUUUUUUGCAGAUUAUCAAACAAGCGAAAGUUGGAAAGACAGGCCAGUCAGUUCUAUGUCUUUUGUAACACAUAAACAAGAUCAGCAGAAGUUUUUUGAGCCUGCUCCUGAUCCUUGGCCGUUGCAAAGUGAGAAUAAAAGUCUUGCAUCAUUUCAUAUUAACAAUACGCAAUAUAUUCAAAGUCGUAGCAUUGAGUCUUUGCAGUUGCCUCCUAAUCCUACAGGACCAUAUAUGCGUCAAAAUAGGGAGCAACUUCUUGCAAAACAACAAAUAUUAGAGCAGUACGCGCGUCAACAAAAGCGUCAGCAAAUUCAACAUCAACAAACUUCUUCUUUAAAUCAAUACCAAUCAGCUCAAAAAAAACUAUUUUUGCAACAACAGAUACUACAGCAGCAACAUAACAGUAUUCGAAAUAUUGAUCGUGUAGCUUCUGUCCCUCCUGGUUAUAAUGAACGUAUUUCUGCCAGUUCCAAUCAACGUUACGAUUUUGAUAGACUUUUAUCUCAACGUGUUAUGAGUCAGCAAAAGAAUUCGUUUAAUCUCGGGUCGCAUCAAUCUCGUUCAGUAAGUGACAUUCGUACAGAGAACAAUUUAUUUCCUGCAACUUUUAGCAGUGGUUUUGGUGAUUGGAGAUUUCCUAUUAACGAACAGUUAGACGAAAAUUCAAUUAGAUACUGAUAAUAUCUGAUAAAUAUUUAAUACUUGUCAUAAUGACUAAAUGUCAUCUUAAUAAAAAAAUGAAAUAUUACUGUCAUUAGCAGUGACGUACCAGGUAUAUAUAAAAAGCCAUUUGUUUUGUAAGAAUAAAUUUAAUUUUUAAAAGCUCCCUAAAAAAAGGCCAACUGGGGUAUUUGAACCAGCUCCUUGCUCUACUUAAAGGGGCUAUAAGCAUCAUGCUGAUUUUGGAACGUUACUGCCUUUGAUGAUAACAGUUUUUUUUAUUUUUUCAAUCUUGUUUAACAAUUGCUGGUGAUAUGAGUUAUUAAAAAGUUUUUAUUUUUAUUUUUGUAGAUAUUUGUGUUUUAGUUUUCUGAUCUUUAACCUCGUAGUGAUUUUAAAAAUCGUAUUCUUUUAUCUUCAAAAUGAGCCCUUUUUUAGAAUUUUGUUUGGAAAUCGACAAACCUUUUUAUUUUUACAACUACAUCCUGUAUACAUAUAUCGGAUUAUUUUAUUUUGUAAAAGUUUAGUUAUAAACUAAAAGUUUUUAAAAUAUAACUUUUUUAUGAUCUUUAC